Messenger RNA from Suncus etruscus (white-toothed pygmy shrew), 1343 nucleotides. RefSeq names its product phosphoserine phosphatase (gene PSPH). Gene Ontology annotation, molecular function: L-phosphoserine phosphatase activity; magnesium ion binding. NCBI's taxonomy places the organism in Eukaryota, Metazoa, Chordata, Mammalia, Eulipotyphla, Soricidae. The transcript is spliced from 7 exons. The record is from RefSeq and is a predicted model, not a curated record. The coding region runs from base 299 to 976 and encodes 225 amino acids. Gene Ontology annotation, biological process: L-serine biosynthetic process; dephosphorylation. Gene Ontology annotation, cellular component: cytoplasm.
CUUCUCUGUACUCAGCAGAUCUCUGUGAUAGCUUGAUCACGGGCCGGGCGAUCUCACAGGUCAUCUCUCUCGGACACUCUCUUGAUCGUCUGCCCCAGCCUUCGCCACCCGGACUCGGAAGGUUCCCGCGGCAGGUCCCUGCGGUGGCUGCGGCCCAGGAAGGAACUGGAGCGCCGGAACAUUCAAGAUCUUCCUGAAAGUCAGAAAUUUUAUGUUGAAUUUGUAUUCAGAAAGGGGUAAGAAAAGAGUAAUCUCUUAGGAGUACAGCACUGGAUAAACGAGGAAAAUUCUUCCAAGGAUGGUCUCCCACUCAGAACUGAAGAAACUCUUCUGUUCAGCAGAUGCAGUUUGUUUUGAUGUUGAUAGUACAGUCAUCAGAGAAGAAGGAAUUGAUGAACUGGCCAAAUUCUGUGGCGUUGAGGAUGCUGUGUCUGAAAUGACACGGCGAGCCAUGGGUGGAACAGUGCCUUUCAAGGCUGCCCUCACAGAACGCUUAGCUUUGAUCCAGCCCUCCAGGGAACAGGUGCAACGACUCAUAGCAGAGCAUCCCCCACAUCUGACCCCAGGCAUAAGGGAGCUUGUAAGUCGUCUACAUGAACGGAAUGUGCAAGUUUUUCUAAUAUCCGGUGGCUUUAGGAGCAUUGUAGAGCAUGUUGCUUCAAAGCUCAACAUUCCAUCAACCAAUGUAUUUGCCAAUAGGCUAAAAUUCUACUUUAAUGGUGAAUAUGCAGGUUUUGAUGAGAUGCAGCCAACAGCUGAAUCCGGAGGGAAAGGAAAAGUUAUUAAAUUUCUAAAAGAAAAAUUCCAUUUUAAGAAAAUAGUCAUGGUUGGAGAUGGAGCUACAGAUAUGGAAGCUUGUCCUCCUGCUGAUAUAUUCAUUGGCUUUGGUGGGAAUGUGAUCAGACAACAAGUAAAGGACAAUGCUGAAUGGUACAUCACUGAUUUUGUAGAGCUUCUGGGAGCACUGGAAGACUAAUACAAAAAUUUAUGUAGUUUAUAACAACUUCUGGUUAAUUUUUAAAGGUUUUAAAGUUUAAAACUGCUCACAAUGCUAUUAUAAAUUGAAUAAUGUUUGGUACUGUGGGUAUGUACUUCUAAGUAAACCCACAAUUAUGGCUCUUAGAAAAUGACAUUUUUAAAUUUUAGUUUCAGUAUUUUAUGACCAUUAAUUACCUGAAAAGUUUUAAAAUUUGUAUAUUUUCCUAGUUGUAUUUUAUAUGAAGUUUUUAAAAAAGAAGUAAACAGUAAACACUAUCACUAUUGAAAAUUUGGACAAAGCCACUCUAGAUGAGUAUCGGUUUUCCCUUUGGUAUAAUAUAUAAAUAAAAUUUUAUCCAUGUGAA